AAGAAGAAGAAGAGAAAGUGAAGGACUAGUGACAGCGUUGCCGUGUGUUCCACAGCCUUUAGUCGAGAAUAAGUCCCUUCCUCUGGCCCGUCCAACGUCCUUCUCCAUCGGCCAUGGCUUCAAGAGCAAACUCUACACGAAUGUCUUAAUAAAAUGCCCACCAACUUUGCCCUUAACAACCAGUCAACGUCCAGAUCUGCGAGGCGGUAGGUCGUGUGAACUGCUCUCCUCUUUCGUACAGGAACAACAACAACACCCAAAAGGAAAACAAAGUUCUCUCUCACGUAUUUGGCUGUUUUUUUCUUGUUGGGGUGUGCCGACCUUGAAGGGGAAAGAAGGAAAACAUGAACACUGUCCGUGUUCCGAUGCUCAAAGGAAAAUCGUCGAAUCGUGUCAGCAGCAGCAGCCGUUCUCCGUUCCAGCAGCACCAAGCCACAAUCAAUUAAUUCUCAUCAUCCAGCCACUACAGCAGCAGCAGCAGCCGCCACCCAAAUUUAUUCGAGUAGGACGCCGACCCGGAUCCUCUCCUAAUUCCAUCUCCCACCCCCCAUAGCUCUCCCGCGCCUUGUUAACAGGAGAAUAAGACAAAAGAACGAAAAGAGAUUGAUUGUGUGCUGUUGAUUAGAUUCCCCCCCCCCUUGAAAAAAGUGUCGUCAGAGUCUCGCGUGCAACUCUAACGGUCAUUGUCGUGCGGGCGGCUCCUAUCCGGUCCCUACACGAUAAUCAUGUCCAGCAAAGGCUCGGCAUCACUUGUGAGGAACGACCACUUGACGGGACAACAACAACAAGAGGCCAGCGUGACGAUGCAACAGCAGCAGCCCAACAAAGGCAAAGUGCGCCCGUCCAGUCGACAACAACUGGACGUGACGACGCUCAUCAAACGCAACAAGGAGCGACGAUGCCAUCAUUACGUCACCUGGCCGUUGUUGUUGGCCGUCGCGGCGGCCUGCGUCGCCCUGGUGACUUGCCACUUGUGGUUCACGUGGCAUCUGCAACGCAAGGUCGAGGCCCUGCAGUCGCGCGUCCAAUCGCUGGCCAGCACCCGAGACUUGGACGAGUUGCGUGCCCAGUUGCGCAAUCUUCACGACAAUCUUCUCUACGACGACAACGACGCUGGCGCCCAAUUCAAUAAAGACUCGAUGCUCGAGCAACACGUUUUCAACGGUGAAAAUAAUCAGGAAACGGACCAACCUGGCGAAAUCGUCGAUUUGAGCCUAGCCGCCGAUGGUGACAAGUCGUCGGCCCUCCUGUUGAGUGGCCUGGAUGAUCAAGAAGAAGAAGAAGAAGAGAAGAAAGACAUUCGCGUUUUCUCAUCCAUCCACACUCCGGCAGAGCGGAAUGAAAUGCUCGAAGUCGAUUGGCAAAGGCGGACGGCCAACAGCAGCAGCAGCAAACGAGUUUCGAAAAUGGACGGACAAUCCAAGAAUCGCAACAAACGCCAAGCCGAUCUGAGUUCGCACACUCAGGAUGGCGUCCCCAUUUUCGAUCGCGGCUACGGCGCCACUCCGCCCAACCGCACCGAAGGAUUGCGCAUUUACCAAUCGCUGCUGACAAAUAACGGGAGAAACGAACCCGGGCAAAGCAGGUCGGCAGAGUCGGACGCCGCCGUCGUCCAGCAGCAGCAACCGCACCAUCGACAAAACAAUUUCUGGCGCAACCGGAAUAAAGAAAAGCCACGCCAUCGUCACCAGAAAUCGACGACUCGAUCCCCUGCGCUGGUCGACGACGUCGAAUUGAGUUCCGUCGCAGCCGAGUUUGAGGCUAACGGCCAAGACUUGCGAUCGCCGUCCGAUACGACAUCUCCUCCAGCGGCAGCCAAGAGCAGCGUGGCUCCCAGCAAUGUGGAAUUCCGGCACAGCAGGGUCAAAACGUCGUCGGAGAACACGGGGCCGUUAUCGGUCGAUCAAAAAAUUUGGUCCAGGAGCAACGGCAUUUUCUCCAUCGGAGCCGGACCCUACGCAUCUGGCGGUUCGUUGCAAGAGGACCGCAUCAGCGCCGCAACUGCACCCGCCAUUCUGACCAAAACAGUCACCGCAUCCGUCGGAUCUUCUUCCAGCCAAGUCAGGCAACAACAACAACCCAACGUCUACAAGGUCAACCAGCCGGCCGUCAAUGCUCGUAGUGGCUCAUCUUCACAGCAGUCGUCGGACAAUGAGGACCAAAUUUCACGAGAUUCGCCAUCGUCCAGCAGCGGAAAAAAGAGAAUCAACAAGAAGCAGCUGCGUGAUCUCAGCCACACGGCCACCGCCGUUCACUUGGUGGCCGACACCCGCAACUCCACAUCGACCAGCUACGAAAAUCAAGUAGAAAUAGCCUCCAGGAAUGAACUUGGACUUCACACGUCAUGGAAAAUAGCUCCGAGCAACUGGGACUCCCCGCUCAAAACAACACCUCUAGUAAAAAUUGACGGCGCUAUACUUACUGUCAAACAGAGCGGACUGUACUUUAUCUACGCCCAGGUCCAUUAUCUAGACGAACAUUCCACAAACGCUUACGAAGUCUUCAUCAAUACGGAGCCAUUCCUACGUUGCAUUACGUCAGCCUUUUCUGAAACGUCGUUCCCCAAAGCCAACACCUGCUACACGGCGGCCGCCACCCAAUUGAGAGAAGGCGACAAACUUUUCCUGCGAGAUAUUGAACCACUUCGCUACUCGGUCCUGCAACCCAGCAAGACUUUUUUCGGGCUCAUUCGAAUGGCUCCUAUUGCUGAUUUUUCAUAAAAAAAAGAGACAAGUAAGAAUUAAGUAGAAAAAAAACACAAUUAUGAUAUUCCAGUGUUGUUUAAUUUUAUUGUCACCGCACUAUUACCGGGGGGUUGAAUUUUUCAAAUUUUAAAACAAAUCAAUUUGGUAAUAAUCCACAUUUCAUUGUUAUUAAAUUAGCCUUCGCAUAGAAGAAGAAGUUGAAAAAACAUUUUGUGGUGGGCCUUUAUACACGUCUUGGUCUUCCUGAUUAUAUAGAGAACAGAGUACUGCAGCUGCUUGAAUGCAUCUACCUUUUACAGUAAUCUUCACUAUUAUUUAAAUUUGAAGACUUUGGAAAUUUUUGGCAAUUCACACACAAUAUCUAAAAAAAAAUGGUACGACUCUAUAUAGCGUGAUUUAUAUUACCAUUCACAUUUCCGGAUCAAACAAGCUUAUUAUAUCACAAAUAAGUAGUUUAGUAAUGGAGAAAUUAGAACCAUAUAAUUUUGUUUUCCCCCUCUCUUUCGGUUAAAUUACUACCGUUAAUUGCAUAAUUUCGAUUCCUAUACCGUUUUAUUAUUUUCAUAUUCAUUACCUGUAUAUUAUUUGUGCCUUUUAUAUUACUUUCUGUAAUACAUCUUCCUGAUUUA
Messenger RNA from Daphnia pulex (common water flea), 3334 nucleotides. RefSeq lists its product as uncharacterized. The transcript has 4 exons. Gene Ontology annotation, cellular component: membrane. Lineage: Eukaryota; Metazoa; Arthropoda; Branchiopoda; Diplostraca; Daphniidae. Bases 726 to 2720 code for a protein of 664 amino acids. Gene Ontology annotation, molecular function: receptor ligand activity; tumor necrosis factor receptor binding. The record is from RefSeq and is a predicted model, not a curated record. Gene Ontology annotation, biological process: immune response.